AUGAAAUUCUUUACGGUAUUAUUCUUUAUCGCUUUCGCCGUGGUCCUUGUUAAUGGCCAACGAGGUGGACCUGGCGGACGUGGUGGUCCACAACUAGGCGGUGGUCCUGGCGGUCCUGUUGGUCUUGGUGGUCCAGGUGGUCCUGGCGGUCCUGGUGGUCUUGGCGGCCCUGGUGGUCCUGGCGGUCCAGGUGGUCCUGGUGGUUUUGACGGCCCGGGUGGUCCUGGCGGUCCUGGCGGUUGUGGCCCACUUAAUUCCACUACUGUUGCACCAGCUGCCAACUCAACUGUUACACCCUCAGUUGUUGCCAGCUCAACUGUUGCAGCGAAUUCAACAACUACUACGACCACAGAGGCUGCAUAA
Molecule: messenger RNA, 363 nt
Organism: Bactrocera tryoni
Lineage: Eukaryota; Metazoa; Arthropoda; Insecta; Diptera; Tephritidae
Product: myosin heavy chain IB-like
Exons: 2
Coding region: 1-363 (120 amino acids)
Source: RefSeq, a predicted model, not a curated record